Molecule: messenger RNA, 1103 nt
Organism: Tarenaya hassleriana
Lineage: Eukaryota; Viridiplantae; Streptophyta; Magnoliopsida; Brassicales; Cleomaceae
Product: cold shock domain-containing protein 3-like
Exons: 2
Coding region: 198-860 (220 amino acids)
Molecular function (GO): zinc ion binding; nucleic acid binding
Source: RefSeq, a predicted model, not a curated record
AACCCCUAAUUCGGAAGAUUUAGGGUUUGAUUCCCUCUCAAGACUAGGGUUUUUUCCUUUCACGCCCCUUCACAUCAGUCUCUAUCUCUAUCUAUAUAUAGCGUGCAAAUCCGUAUCGACGGACUGCCCCCACUAAACCCUAAUUACCCAAUCUCUCUCUUGGCGAAAGGCUUUUAUUUUUUACUUGUGUUGAUCCGAUGGCGCAGGAGGAGCAAUCGGCGGUGAGAUCCACCGGGAAGGUUCACUGGUUCAACGACGUAAAAGGGUAUGGCUUCAUCACUCCCGAUGACGGCGGCGAAGAGCUUUUCGUUCAUCAGUCCUCCAUCGUCUCCAACAGUUUCCGGACCCUGACGGUGGGCGAGACGGUGGAGUUCGCAGUCACGCAGGGCAGCGAUGGCAAGACCAAGGCCGUCGACGUCACCGCACCCGGUGGAGCUCCGCUCAACAAGAAGGAAAGCAGCUCUCGCGGGAAUGGCGGUCGUCGCGGUGGCGGUCCGGGUUGCUUCAAUUGCGGCGAGGUCGGUCACAUGGCUAAGGACUGCCGUACCGGCGGCGGAAACAGCCAUGGAAGCGUUGGUCGUGGAGCCGGGGGGGAAGGGUGCUACAACUGUGGUGGGGUGGGGCGCUUCGGCGGCGGCGGAGGUGGCUCGUGCUAUAAUUGUGGUGGGUUCGGACACAUGGCGAGAGAUUGCACGGUCAGGAGACCGACCGGUGCUUGUUACGAGUGCGGCGAGACUGGUCACUUGGCCCGUGACUGUGAUCGGAGAGGAAGCGGCGGUGGCGGCGGAGGAGGAGGCGGUGGCAAGUGCUUUAACUGCGGAAAGGAGGGUCAUUUCGCAAGGGAAUGCUCUGUUGCUUAAUGAAGAACAAAGUUUGAAAGAAGAGUAACAUUAGUGUAUUCCUCUUCCUUUCACCUCUAUCUAUGAAUCUUUUGUUGAUGGGAAUGAAUUUGCCUGGUCCUUUUUUGGUGGGUUUUAUACAAAGUGAUGCUCUUUUUUUGGUGACUUUUACAUUAUAUAUACAGUUGGAGUGUUUCCGGGUAAUGGUUCUGCUUAUGCUUCUUGCAAUUUUUGGCCUUUAUAAUGACUGAUCUUGAUUUCCUA